GGAGGCGUGACGUCAGAGUUACGGUCGGAGUUGAUAAUAGGUUGAAGCAGAUGUGAAGCCUUCAUCUUUCUCACAUGGUUAUCGAUUUAAUUCGCUGAUAUCAUGAUCGUCGUCAUUUAACUUUAUGGAGCGAAACGUAAAGGUGGGGCGCGGGAAACUUUCGGAGUAACAAAUCUCUUAUAACGGAAACUACGGAACGACUAACGAAUUUAGGAAAGCUUUUCGGAUAUUAUGUCGAUAUGUUGCCGCAUUUUGAUCAUCAUCCUGUGUUGGAUGUUGGCGGAAUGCGUAGAUGAUGAUGAGAGCCACUACGUCAACGAAUGGGCCGUGGAGGUUCAAGGGGGUAUGGCCCAGGCUGACAGGGUAGCACGGGAACUGGGAUAUACCAAUGAAGGAAAGAUUGGCGCUCUUGAUGACCACUACUCUUUUAAACGAGAUGACCAUUCACAUCGCUCAAAGAGAGAAGCAGUUCACCACACCCGCGCACUGACAUCACAUCCGCAGGUACGGUGGGCGGAGCAACAAUUCACUAAGAAGAGAGUAAAACGUGAUUUUUUAGAGGUCACUGAACGUGAUGAAGAUAUUGAAAAAGCCAAACAGCUCUUUAAUGACCCUUACUGGCACAAGCAAUGGUAUUUGGUGGACACAAGGACGGAUAAACAACAGCCCAAAAAAGACCUUCACGUUCUACCCGUGUGGAAUAAGGGUAUUACCGGACAAGGAGUGGUUGUAACUAUAUUGGAUGAUGGUCUGGAGCAUAAUCACACUGACCUUGCUCAAAAUUAUGAUCCCUUUGCAAGUACGGAUUUGAAUGGUAAAGACAACGAUCCAUUCCCUCGAUACGACCGGACCAAUGAAAACAAACAUGGAACUCGCUGUGCCGGAGAGAUUGCUAUGGUUAAGGACAAUGGUGUAUGCGGUGUGGGCGUAGCUUAUAAUGCAAAAUUAGGAGGGGUGCGAAUGCUCGACGGUACAGUAACAGACAAACUGGAAGCGGCGGCAAUCUCUUUCAAUAUCAGCCAUGUUGACAUCUACAGCGCGAGCUGGGGUCCAAACGACGAUGGCAAGACCGUUGAGGGGCCGGGACCACUGGCACAAAAAGCAUUCGAAAAGGGCAUCAAGGAAGGCCGUGGUGGGAAAGGAGUGAUUUACGUGUGGGCAUCAGGGAAUGGAGGGGGUAAAGGUGACAAUUGUAACUGCGAUGGCUACACAUCCAGCAUAUACACCUUGUCUAUCAGCAGCGCUUCCGAAGAGUGUAAAUCUCCCUGGUAUGCAGAGAAAUGCUCUUCGACAAUGGCAACCACAUACUCCAGCGGGGCCAUGAGUGAUGAGAAAGUGGUGAGUGCCGACCUUCAUAACAAAUGCACAGAUGCGCACUCCGGUACCUCUGCCUCCGCUCCACUUGCAGCUGGCAUAUUUGCACUCGCUCUUGAGGCCAAUCCAAAUCUAACAUGGCGUGAUGUGCAACAUCUUGUUGCAUGGACCUCAGAACCCCAUGUCCUGCUGACAAAACCCCCAAAUCAACCAUGGAAAGAAAAUGGGGCGGGAUUCUUGGUCAACAACCGCUUUGGAUUUGGUCUCCUGAAUGCAGCACAGCUUGUGGACAAUGCUGUCGGCUUCGUGACAGUUCCAGAGAAACAUAUCUGCGACAUAACUGUUGACGCUGGAGAGAGUAAAUUACCAAAGGCCAUUAAAUCCGGCAAAGAAGUCGUUGUCGAAAUCACAACCACAGGUUGUAAGGGACAAGAGAACGAGGUCAACUACCUUGAGCAUGUGCUUCUCAAAGUUAAUGUCAACUACACGCGUAGAGGCGAUAUCUUUGUCACUCUCUCAUCACCUGCAAGUGAGAUGAAAACGGGUUUACUUGCCCAGAGGAACCGAGACUUCUCCAAGGAUGGUUUCCAGGGAUGGUACUUCAUGUCUGUACACAACUGGGGCGAGAACCCAAGAGGCAAGAAUGCAACCGACAAAAAGGGCGUCUGGAAAGCUACAAUCGGAGACGGCAGUGGUCAUGGAAACGUUGGCAGCGUGUGGGGAGUGUCCCUUCACCUUCAUGGAACUAAGGAGAUGCCAGCCCAUAUGGAGAACGCUGCCGGCAACAGACGUCCAUACAACAAGGAUUACAACAAAGUAGAGAACGACCGAGCAAACACUGGCGAUGACUACUCUCCCACACAACCUCCUCUGAAGGCACACGCAACGACAAGUACGAAAACCCCUGCAAACAAGUUAGAAAACGCCAUAGAGAAGCUACGGGAAUACCUCGGUGAUGACUACGACCUCUACCCGUCACCCAACAACAAUUACAACAGUUACAGCUAUGGAAGCGACUACCCUGAACCACUUGAUACCGACUACAGUGCCUUUAUAGAUAGAUACGUACUACAGAAUGAUAGGUUAAGCGAUGAUGAAAAAGUAGUUGUUUUGGCUACAAUGAAUAGGGAGUGGGGAGAAGCUAUGCCAUGACGAUUCAGUGAUAUUAUCUGAUUCGAGUUGAAUUCAAUUCUCAUAUUAAGUUAGAACCUAAGUCGAAUAUCCUAUACGACUCUUAUAAGAUUCUUCGUUAUUCUGAAACUGUAACUAAGAAUUUUAUAAGAAUGGUAUCUGUAGUUUCGACUAGGGAAGGGGACUCUUGAUAUGUAGGCCUACUAACGUCAUUGAAUUGUCAUCAAAAUAUUAAUAGUCAUUUGAGAGAUGACUUUGGUGGUGGGAACAUAAUUAGCAACUAUUUGAAAAAGAUCUAAGAGUGAUGAUUAUUCAAAUGAGUUCUUCGACAGCGCUUCAGUACCCGGUUUCGACCAGUCAAAAAACCAUCCUCUUCUUAGAGUAAGCUGGCAACUUCAAGAUAAAAACUGCGCGGGGAAGCUGAUUUUAGGCUCAUCUGAAACAUUUUGAUGAACACCGGUUGAUGUUCUUCUUGAACCUCAUCCUCUAUUGAAAUAACUGCAAACUUCGUAGAAUGUUUACUUUUAAAACACAAUUUUCGUUUUACGAUUUAUACUCUUUUAAUUCUGGUACCCGUAACAUGAAUGGAAUUCUUGGCGGUUGAAAUGAUUUUUGCUGAUCCCAUUAUUGUUGUUGAUUAUAUUGUGUUCUGUCUGUGAUAUCCUGGGUAAUCAGAAGUCAACAUGUUAAAUUCUCUUUGUUACACAUUCUAUUUCCUUUCUAAGGCGGUGACAGUCUUUCACCGCGUUCAGAGCCGCAUUACAGUUGUGCUUACACAUGACAUUGCCUCCGUGGAGACACUAAAAUCGGAAUUAUGAAAAUCUUUUGGACUGAUUACGGACCACAAUAACAUCACCCAAAUAGUUCGCCAGUGGUGUUUUAGGGGAUGGAAAGCAGUUUCUUACACCUUUCUUACAUCUGUUUUGGUUUCCGACGUAUAUGUCGUAGCCGUAUCUGAUGAACCGGCGUCUGAUAAGAGCUUUUGCGUGAGUUUUCUGGUCAGUGUCUCCACUUGAUGGCCCCCACCGAAACCCUCAGCUUGUCCUGAUUAAUUCUCAGUUGUUACAGUAAAUCAGAUGGGUAUGAUAAAUCAAAAUCAGAUGUAUGUUGAUCACGUCCCUAUUCUUCAUCACUUUCUCUGGUGUUGAAACAAUUGGUCUGAGACGGCUACGUCACGCUGCCUCGUCGCCAGGUUUCUCACGUACCUGACAACUAUGAUGCUCGAAUGUAUUAAAGCAGUGUGAUCCUUGAUGUGAUAUAGCCCAUUUGUGCGGCAGUUGUAUUGUUAACUUUUCCUUUAUUCAUUGGAAUUAAUAGCGAAAAAUAUGUUUUUUAUGCAAAAACGUGCAGACUGAUGAACUUCGGGCCGUGACUGAACCUCGUAACGGCGAAAAUCGACGUGACGUAAUCGACUCGCACCAGUUGGUGUUGAAAUAAUAUUAUCUCGCUUGUGCUUUACUUUCCGUAAUCCGCUAUAAUUGUAUGGUCCACAUGAUCUCACUUGUAUCAUCCAUCUGGUACUCUUCUACCCUUGGCCCAAAAGCUUGGUUGAAAUCUUACUUAGUUUCGUGCACACGUACAUGUACAUACGUUUCCAGUGCAUAGUGCAGUGUGCACGAAACUAAAACGAUCUUAUGAAAAUCUUGUCGGGAUGUUUUUUAAAAUGCUCUAAUAAACUUUCUAGUUCGUGCUGGUGAUAUUACAUCUUAUGGCAUCUGACCCUCUUUUCAUUCCCAAUACUUGUAUUUCAUAUCGCUAUCUCGGAACUGUGUGAUCAACUUUAUAGCAACAGGUAUUUCGCGGAGAUAUUAGUUUUCUGGUUGUAGUUUAACUGAUAACUUCACGAUGUACCUUAUGUCAGUUAUGGUCAUUCCCAAAUUCAGGUACGCUUCUAUUUUCACCCUAAAUGUUACCAUACCCAGAUCAGGAACAUUGAUCUUUCCGGAUUCUUGACCGUCCUCUUUGACAGCGAAUCGGGGAUAUUGAGAUUAGAAAUUCGGGACGAUUUCAGUUUACCAUUGCAAGCAUGCAGCGCAGUUUAUUGCAGCCUUACCUGAUAUCCCGUUACACCCUACCUGCCACUAACGACAAUGUACAAUCCUACGCUAAGGCUGUCCAACGCCCACUCUUAACGUUCCUGAUUUUGGAAACGCUCCUGCAUUAGGGAAUGACCGUCUUGAUAUGGUGGUGGUUAAAUUGUAGUAGAAAAAUAUGUUUUGUUACAGGAAUAAGCAGGUUAUUCUACUAGAGAAAAAUAAAGCAUCAACGUCGAAUGAUAUA
This is a messenger RNA of Lineus longissimus, 4725 nucleotides long. Its product is annotated as neuroendocrine convertase 1-like. Gene Ontology annotation, cellular component: membrane; neuron projection. The transcript is spliced from 15 exons. Bases 232 to 2466 code for a protein of 744 amino acids. The record is from RefSeq and is a predicted model, not a curated record. Gene Ontology annotation, molecular function: serine-type endopeptidase activity. Gene Ontology annotation, biological process: peptide hormone processing. NCBI's taxonomy places the organism in Eukaryota, Metazoa, Nemertea, Pilidiophora, Heteronemertea, Lineidae.